GUGUGUGUGUGUGUGUGUGUGUGUGUGUGUGUGCCAUCUCAGUCGUUCCAACGCCGCCGCCGCCGCCGCCGUCGCCUCCGAAGUGCAACAAAAUCAACCCGCUCCCCGCCGCCGCCGCCCCGGGGGCUAUGUCUUCCUGCUUCUUGCUGUUGCCCACCCCCCCAGCGAAUCUCUCUCUCCAUCCCUCCCUCUCUCUCUCCAGAGAAAUCUAUCCAAUUCACGAGAUCGAGGCUUUCCUCUCUCGACACGAAAGCAUAGGCGGGCUGUUGACUCGAACAGCUCCCCUCAUCCGUCCCCUCUAUCAAAAGGCACGGUUCACGGCGGAUCUGACCCGUGUCUUAUCGGCCAGCACACACGCCAGCAGUGACGUCGUGCAUUUUUUUUUCCUUACCUACCUAGUCAUCCAUCGAACGACAACGUUCCGCCUAUCCCGACCCGCGAUACGACGAGCCUUUUUGAGACGGCACCUUCCGCGUCCCGCCUCUCUCUCGCCUUCUCCGGGGGUUUUCGCUUCUUGGGGGCUGGAUUGGAUUAAUACAUACGCUCUUGCCGCCUUCCGCUUGGUUUCUGUCUCGGUUGCUGGAAUAUUGCCCGAGUCCGCCUUGCGUGACGAGCCGCCGCUGCAUCUGGAUCGAUCGAUUCCCUUGACAGCCUCCUCCUGCCUCGUCGUUCCCCUCAAGGUAUGUGCCAUACACAGUCUUUUGUUUUUCUGUCCUUGCGCCCCUUAUGACCACGGAUUUUGUGACGCAUGAUGUGCUCACGGCUUUCGCCAUCUGGCGGGCCUUUCUCUACGCGUCCUUCUCAACAUCCUCCUUGCACCGCCCAGCGCCGCCAUGCGGCCGCGUGCAAGACACUCUUCUUCCCCCCUGCCUUGCCUUGCUCUCGUCCGCAGUCGUCCCCUGCAUGGUUAUGCGGCUAACAAUACACUACCUCAGCAGCAGGUUCGCACCCGCUUCGUCCCUACCUACCUACCUACCGCGCAGUCUUCAUAACCCCCGACGACCACCUAUGAUUCCAUCCCCGAGCCAAGUCUUGUAGCUUGUCGCUCGCGCCGACCCGUCACCUACCUACAACCUUUUCCUCACCACCGCAAAACACGAAACUCGCCCUCACCCCUCCUUUCAUCUCUCCCACCCUCUCUCUCUACACUAUAGUUAUAGGCCGGCCCCGCGUUUGGGAUGCCUUAUACGCCGCCGUCACAUCGGUCACCCGCUUCUUCAGCCUCCGCGUCCCCUGAUGUGAGCCGUCGCUCAUCGUUCCAGUCUGGGCCUUCCAGGCCGUCACUCCCCCGAUCUGCCUCGUACCUCAAUAAGCACCGCCGCACCCCCUCCGUCACCAGCCUCGAGAAUGUCCAAACAGAGCCCAUCACAACGACAACGACGACGACGAUGAAGAAGGGCGUCGUCGUGAACGGGAGCAGCCUAGGAGGGAGCGUGCGGCAAUCACCACCGCCGCCCAUGGACGGGAGGCAACUCAUCCCCAAGGGGGCCAUCGUCUCCCCGCCCGAAUCCGCCACGUCCGGGAGCGACGACGAAGAGCUCAUCGAGAUUGUGGGACGGGACCGAGCCACGCUCAAGGACUUGCGCAACGCCGUCAGCCAAAUCCCCCUGCCCGCGACGUCGCCACCGCCGCCGCCGUCCAACAAUGCCAAGCAAGAAACGGAGCCUGAGCCCAAAGGCGUGCGCUUGUGCUUGAGCACGAGCGCCAUCAGCAACCUCCCCAAGGUCGGCCGCAAGCUCGGCCACGUGCGCUCUGCCACCGAGUCCACCAUCACUACCCCCCGAUCCGCCGAUAACUCGGUCCUGGGCUCCGAGGAGGACUCGGAUGAGGACCUCAAGUAUAAGCCGCAGAUGGUCCGGAAAAAGUCUGGAGAGCUCGUACGGCCCGCGCUGCGUGCCUCUCAUCACCGGCGGCCGACGAGCAUGCCCGGAACCCCCAUCUUCUCCAAGGCCGUUCACUUUGACUCCCAUCUGGAGCACGUACGGCAUUUCCUGCAGGUCGACCGUCCUCUGGCCGUCAGCGCGGGGUCGUCGCCCGUGGAGAAUUAUGAGAGCGAUGGCGAGUAUCCCUUCCCCGGUAACGGCAAGUCGGGGGGCGCUCGCUCGCCGCCGUUUGAGUGGGAGCUCGUCACGACCAACUUCCCACAUGACUCGCACCACCGCAAGGCGAUGCCCGUCAGGCUAGAAAAGGUGUGGCUGUCGAGCGAUCAAAAGUCACUGCUCGGCUCCAUCGCCGUGGCCAACCUGGCCUUCCACAAACAAGUGACGUGCCGCUUCACGCUCGACUACUGGAAGACGGUGUCCGAGGUGGCCGCCGAGUACAGCCACGAUAUCCGACCCCGGGAGGCGCCGGUGCCCUACGACCGCUUCACCUUCACCAUCAAGCUCUCCGACAUGGCCAACCUCGAGUCCAAGACUCUCUUCUUCUGCGUGCGCUACGCGGUCAACGGGCACGAGUUUUGGGACAACAACGGCUCGACAAACUUCCAGGUCGACUUCAGGAAGAAGCACCUGCCGCAGAACGGUAAGAACAACUUCGGGGGCGCUGCGUCCCGGCCUGCCAACAGCAACAACAACGGCCUGCCGCGCAGCAGCAACCGCAGGCCUAAUAACAACCUGCCGUCGAGCGCGCUGCGGCCCGUGUCGGUGCCCGUGUCCCUGGACGCCUUUGGCAGCGAGCCCAACAAGCUCGCCUUUGACCAGCCCAUCCACGAGUACCUCGGCGAGUCGGGCCCCCUACGGCUCAAGACCAAGUCGACGGCCAACCUGGCCAGCGACAACAUCGCCACGAACCUGACGUCGCCCAGCGGCGUCGCCUUCUCCAACCGAUAUGACUUUGGCGCCUCGCUCAGCGCCGCCAUGCAGGUGGCCAAGGACGCAGCGGCGGGGGCUGCCGCCGGCAAAGACAAGGACGCGCUGUAUAUGAAGCCAAACGUCCGUGGCGGCUUCGAGCCCUCGUCCUCUUCGUCGGGCGUCUCCCAAUUAUCAUCGGCGGCGGCGGCGGCUGCUGGCGCAUCGCCGAGCUCGAGCAGCGACCACACCCCCAACGGAUCUCUGUCGCCGACCCCGAGUCUCGCCAGCGCGUCGUACGAGGAACUCGUCAACAAAUACUGCUUUUUUGGCUCUUCCAAAUCGAGUCCCACCAUGAAGGACGGGACGCUCAAGAACGGGUCGUAUGAUGGAACCGCGGGGGCAGCAAGCGAGGCAAACAAGUCGACCGAGGGCACCACCGCUCGCGUCGAGCCGACAGCCGCCCACCACUCGAUCCGACUCGGCGGCAGCUCGAACCCGUACUUUCCUUCUCUGAUGGCGGUGUCGGUACCUGCGCCAACAGCGAUGCAGAAUCUAGUCAACCUGGGGCCGAGCGAGCAUCGAUCCGCGUCGGCGACGAGGAGCUCUUCGACCAUGGCCACGCCCUCGGCGCUGGCUUCUGGAGCUGGGACGCCCGCGAGCGACGUGUCGUAUCACAGCGCACAGAUGCCGGAUCGGUUUCCCUGGACCACGGAAUCGCAGUCGGCGACGGCGAUUCGCGGCUAGGAGCGCGGCGAAGAA
Molecule: messenger RNA, 3551 nt
Organism: Purpureocillium takamizusanense
Lineage: Eukaryota; Fungi; Ascomycota; Sordariomycetes; Hypocreales; Ophiocordycipitaceae
Gene: GAC1
Product: protein phosphatase regulator gac1, variant 2
Exons: 2
Coding region: 1179-3536 (785 amino acids)
Biological process (GO): regulation of glycogen biosynthetic process
Cellular component (GO): protein phosphatase type 1 complex
Molecular function (GO): protein phosphatase 1 binding; glycogen binding
Source: RefSeq, a predicted model, not a curated record